Messenger RNA from Ctenopharyngodon idella (grass carp), 2400 nucleotides. RefSeq lists its product as uncharacterized. Gene Ontology annotation, molecular function: protein dimerization activity. The record is from RefSeq and is a predicted model, not a curated record. Bases 1118 to 2161 code for a protein of 347 amino acids. The transcript has 3 exons. NCBI's taxonomy places the organism in Eukaryota, Metazoa, Chordata, Actinopteri, Cypriniformes, Xenocyprididae.
CUUAAAAGGUGCUUUAAAGGUUUGCUGCCCAGUGAAUCUUCCUUAAAGGCAGAAAAGCCAUUUUUGACCUCCCAUACGGUGUGAUAGAACGCUCCAGAUGUCUUAGCAACUGUGGAAAAAGCUCUAGUGAAUACAAUGAAGCCAAUAAAGCAAGAAAUACUGGUGUGGCAGCAAAUACUGAGCUUCGGCAGCAAGUAGUGGAGCUUUCAGCAAAACAUAUCCCAGUCAAGAGCCGAGAGACCCAAACAGCCACUUUUGAAGGUUUUCCCUUGGACCCUCAUAGGCGAUCGAAGACGGAGCUUCAUGAAAGAGUGGUACGGUACUCAUAAAUGGCUGGAAUACUCUCAAAGUAAAGAUGCUACCUUCUGCUAUGCCUGCCGGCACUUCAGUCUCCCUUCACAUGAUUCAGCAUUUACAUCUGAAGGAUUCAGUCACUGGAAGAAAGCAACCUUUAGAGAUGGAGGAUUUGCUAGCCAUGCAAAAUCAGAAUCACAUACCAAUGCUAUGUUAGCCUGGAAAGACUAUGAAAAAUUGGCAGAAAGCAAAUGUUCUCUCUCUGCCUCUUUAAGUGCAGAAUAUGAAAAACAAUUAAAGGAAAAUAGAGAGUACAUUAAAACAAUUGCAGAAACCCUGCUUCUCACAGCAAUGCAAAAUAUAGCUCAGAGAGCAAAUAAUGAAACCAAGGGUGAGAACAAAGGGAAUUUUCUCUCUAUUAUGGAGUUACUUGCCAAGCAUGAUAACAUAGUCAAGAAAAAAAUGACUAGUCAAAGAAACGCAACAUACCUUGGCCAGAGAACACAAAAUGAAACAAUCGACUGCCUGGCUGAAAUGGUGCGAACCUCAAUAAUUAGCGAAGUUACUCAAAGUGAGGCCUACAGCAUUAUGGCUGAUGAGACUAAAGACAUCAGUAAGAAGGAACAGAUGUCCUUUGUAAUAAGAUAUUAUUAUAAUGGCUCUAUAUUAGAAAGUUUUCUUUCAUUUGAAGCUGCUGAACGCCUGGACGCUGCAGCACUUUCUCAGAAAAAUCAUACAGACAAUGCAGAAGUAUGGCCUUGACUACAGAAACCAUUUAGUAGGGUCCUAUGUACACCAAAGGUGAAUAGAGGUGCAGAAAGACAUGUAUCAGGGGGUGCCAAGAGAAUUACAAAGGUUGAUAGAGACAUGGUGGGCAUGUAGGCAUAAUUCAUGCAAAACAGUAAAGGAUAGACUGCCAGCCAUCAUACAUCUACUCAAACAAAUCUCUGAAGACCGAAACGCUGACAGAGCUGUUGAAGCGAAAGGUCUAUUAGCACAAAUAGAUCUCAAGUUCAUUUGCCUCCUUAUUACACUCACCAAAAUUUUUGGUGAGAUCAAGCACCUGUCUGACAUUUUACAGUCCUCACAACUGAAUUUGGGCAUAGCUGUUACCCUUGUUGAUUCGCUUGUUGACACAUUGAAUGGAUAUCGAGAAGGCUCUGUCUUCAAUGAAAUUUGGGACAACACAAUGACUCUUGCCGAGCAAUGUAGUGUCAGUGUUGUAUCUUCAGGAUGUCAGGUCACACCAAGCUCUAGGAUUGAAGGGUUUUACAUUUCCACACCAAUAGCUCAGAGACAGGUCAGCACAGAUAAGGAAUCAUAUAGGACAGGCUCCUUUAUUUCAAUUAUUGAUGUACUUCUCUCUGAGAUGAAGAGAAGGUUUUCUAAAGAGAAUUGUGUCACAAUGGAAGGGAUACAGGCCUUGAAUCCUGGAAGUCCCACAUUUUGUGAGAAAAAUGUAUUGUUUCCAUUUGCCUCACAAUACAACUGUAGCACUGAGGACCUAGAAUAUGAAAUUCCUCAACUUAAACGAGUUCUUGAAAGGAAGCAAACAAGCGGUGUGGAAGUGCCGUCCAAUUUAAUAGACCUCACAGUUUUCCUUGAGCCAUAUAGGGAGGUUUUCCAUGAGAUGUUUAAACUUUACAAAAUUGCUCUUGCAUUACCUGUGAGCACUGCAGCAUGUGAGCGCUGUUUUUCUGUGCUAAAGUUGAUUGAGACUGUCUUGAGAAAUACAAUGAGUUACGAACGAUUGAGCAACUUGGGGGUGUUAAGUGUAGAGUCAAGAAGGGCAAGGGCCAUAAAUCUUGAUGAUUUUGUUGAAGUGUUUGCAAAAAGACACGGCAAUAGAAGAAUAAAGCUGUACUGAUAUUGUGGCCUAGUAAAACAGGACUCUGUUAAAAUGUAACUCUGUUAACUGUUAAAUGUACAUUGUCUAUAUAUCAAUGCAUUUUGUCUAUAUAUUAAUGCAGUUCAGUUUUUCUUAUUAAUUUUAGACGUGGCAUAUGCUGUAUUGGAAAAUAAUUGGCCUGUUAAGUGUUUUUAAACUAAAUAUUGUCCUUUUCUUUGGUUUGCACAUAUAUUUGCUGAUGUAUUAUUUUUAAGGAA